Molecule: messenger RNA, 1497 nt
Organism: Danaus chrysippus (African queen)
Lineage: Eukaryota; Metazoa; Arthropoda; Insecta; Lepidoptera; Nymphalidae
Source: the annotation of a GenBank genome assembly
AUGUGUGCUAAAAAUUUACUAGUAGCGCAUGCUAACGUCUACCAUUUGUAUAAUAAUGAAUUCCGUAAAGUCCAAGGUGGUCAACUCGGUAUAACAAUAAGCUCCGCGUGGUAUGAACCUGAAUCAGAAAAGGAUGUAAAAGCCGCAGAAGAUGUCAUACAAUUCGAGAUGGGUAUUUAUGCCAAUCCAAUAUUUUCGGAAUCUGGAGAUUUUCCGUCAGUCGUGAAAGAAAGGAUAGCAGCGAAGAGUAAGGAACAAGGAUUUCCAAGGUCACGAUUACCACAAUUCACUCCGGAGGAAAUUGAUUUAAUUAAAGGAAGUUUUGACUUUUUUGGAUUGAACCAUUAUACUACUUAUAUGGUUUAUAAAAAUGAAUCAGUCUAUGGACAUUAUAGUUCUCCAUCGUUUAAUGAUGAUAUAGAAGUAAUAACUUAUCAAGAUAGUUCCUGGCAUUCAGGUGCUUCAUUGUGGAUGAAGAGUGUACCUUGGGGAUUUUAUAAGUUAUUAACAAAAAUACGAGAGGAUUUCAACAAUCCGCCAGUUUACAUCACUGAGAAUGGAUUCUCAACCCGAGGUGGUCUAAUUGAUGACGACCGCGUUAAGAAUUAUAGAACAUACAUUGAUUCUAUGCUCGAUGCUAUUGAAGAUGGAUCAGAUAUAAGAGGUUAUGCAGCGUGGAGUUUGAUGGACAAUUUCGAAUGGGUAAUGGGAUACAGUGAACGCUUUGGACUGUACGAGGUGGAUUACGAUAGUCCUGAACGCACCCGCACUCCUCGCAAGUCUGCUUACUUGUACAAGGAGAUGCUGCGCACACGGACACUGGACUAUCAUUAUGAACCUGAUAUGAGCUUGGGAAUGAAUGUUUGUUAUCAUACCAACCCACAAUCAUCACAAGGUCCAUCAUAUAGUGUUUCUGGAUAUGGUGAUUACUUGUGUGCUAAAAAUCUACUAGUAGCGCACGCUAACGUCUACCAUUUGUAUAAUAAUGAAUUUCGUAAAGACCAGGGUAGUCAGAUCGGUAUAACAAUGAGUGCCCCGUGGGCUGAACCUGAAUCAGAAAAGGACAUGGAAGCUGCUGAAGAUGCAAUGCAAUUUGAGCGUGUACCCUGGGGAUUUUAUAAGCUGUUAACAAAAAUACGAGAGGACUACAACAACCCGCCAGUUUACAUCACUGAGAAUGGAUUCUCAACCCGAGGUGGUCUAAUUGAUGACGAUCGCAUAAAGUAUUACAGAACAUACUUUGAUGCUAUGCUCGAUGCUAUUGAAGAUGGAUCAGAUAUAAGAGUUUAUGCAGCGUGGAGUUUGAUGGACAAUUUCGAAUGGAAGAGGGGAUACAGUGAACGUUUCGGACUGUACGAGGUGGACUACGAGAGCCCUGAACGCACCCGUACUCCUCGCAAGUCUGCUUACGUGUACAAGGAGAUGCUGCGUACACGGACACUGGACUAUCAUUAUGAACCUGAUAUGAGCUUGGGAAUGAAUGUCGAUGAUAAUUAA